Messenger RNA from Peromyscus californicus insignis, 5916 nucleotides. RefSeq names its product diacylglycerol kinase delta (gene Dgkd). Gene Ontology annotation, molecular function: protein heterodimerization activity; ATP-dependent diacylglycerol kinase activity; protein homodimerization activity. Lineage: Eukaryota; Metazoa; Chordata; Mammalia; Rodentia; Cricetidae. The record is from RefSeq and is a predicted model, not a curated record. The transcript has 30 exons. Bases 379 to 3858 code for a protein of 1159 amino acids. Gene Ontology annotation, biological process: intracellular signal transduction; diacylglycerol metabolic process; lipid phosphorylation.
ACCACAGGCGCGCUCUCCCCGAGGCCCGGAGGUCUGUACGUUUGAGAACCGGGCGCUGCUUCCCGUACUCACCUGUGUUGGCCUCACCCUCCAGUGCCCACCCGGCUGCGGGGUCCUCACCCACCCCCAGGUCCCGAAAGGGAAGGGAUGCGCGUGUAGUGGCCGCUUCUCCCUCCGUCCUCGGGAAAGCCGGGACUCCUCACCCGCUGGGCACAGAACUCUUCGUGGAGAACUCCAGCCGCCCGGGAUGCAGUGCAGAGAGACGCAUGCCUUUUUGUUUUCUUUCCCGAAGAAUAAAGUUGCACCCUUUGCUUUCCCUUUCUUGUUCCUCGUGAAAACUGCGUAUGGUUUCUUGCUGAGACCAUCCUCAAAGAGGGCAUGCUGACCAAACAGAACAACUCGUUCCAGCGAUCCAAAAGGAGGUACUUUAAGCUUCGAGGACGAACACUGUACUAUGCUAAAACUGCAAAGUCGAUCAUAUUUGACGAGGUAGACCUGACUGACGCCAGUGUGGCAGAAUCUAGCACCAAAAAUGUCAACAACAGUUUCACGGUCAUCACUCCCUGUAGGAAGCUCAUCUUGUGUGCCGACAACAGGAAAGAAAUGGAAGAUUGGAUUGCAGCACUCAAGACUGUCCAGAACAGGGAGCAUUUUGAGCCUACCCAAUAUAGUAUGGACCAUUUCUCAGGGAUGCACAACUGGUAUGCCUGUUCCCAUGCACGGCCAACCUAUUGCAAUGUGUGUCGUGAGGUUCUGUCUGGAGUCACAUCCCAUGGGCUGUCCUGUGAAGUGUGUAAGUUUAAGGCUCACAAACGGUGUGCUGUGCGUGCAACCAGUAACUGCAAGUGGACCACGUUGGCUUCGAUUGGGAAGGAUAUCAUUGAAGAUGAGGAUGGGAUUGCCAUGCCCCACCAGUGGCUGGAAGGGAACCUGCCUGUGAGUGCCAAGUGCAUUGUGUGUGACAAGACUUGUGGUAGCGUGCUGCGCCUGCAGGACUGGCGCUGCCUCUGGUGCAAGGCCAUGGUUCACACAUCGUGCAAAGAGUCCUUGGUGACAAAGUGCCCACUUGGACUGUGUAAGGUGUCUGUCAUCCCUCCCACAGCACUCAACAGUAUUGACUCUGAUGGGUUCUGGAAGGCCACCUGUCCCCCAUCUUGCACAAGCCCCUUGCUGGUCUUCGUCAACUCCAAAAGUGGAGACAACCAAGGUGUGAAGUUUCUCAGAAGAUUCAAGCAGCUGCUGAACCCUGCCCAAGUUUUUGACCUCAUGAAUGGAGGACCACACCUUGGCUUACGAUUAUUUCAGAAGUUUGACACCUUCCGGAUUCUGGUUUGUGGCGGGGAUGGCAGUGUUGGAUGGGUCCUCUCUGAAAUUGACAGUCUCAACCUUCACAAACAGUGUCAGCUAGGUGUGCUGCCCCUGGGGACAGGGAAUGACCUGGCCCGUGUUCUCGGCUGGGGCUCUGCCUGUGAUGAUGACACCCAGCUCCCUCAGAUCUUGGCGAAGCUGGAGAGAGCCAGCACUAAGAUGCUGGACAGGUGGAGUGUCAUGGCAUAUGAGACCAAGCUUCCUCGGCAGGCCUCCUCUUCCACAGUCACUGAAGACUUUGGCGAGGACUCAGAGGUGCAACAAAUUCUCUUCUAUGAAGACUCGGUUGCAGCCCAUCUUUCUAAAAUCUUGACUUCAGACCAGCAUUCCGUGGUGAUCUCAUCAGCCAAAGUGCUCUGUGAGACAGUGAAGGACUUCGUCGCUCGGGUGGGCAAGGCCUAUGAGAAGACAACAGAGAGCUCACAGGAGUCGGAGGCCAUGGCCACGAAGUGCUCUGUCUUGAAAGAGAAGCUAGACUCUCUCCUCAAGACCUUGGACGAUGAGUCUCAGGCUUCAUCCUCCCUGUCCAACCCACCUCCAACUAUUGCUGAGGAGGCUGAGGAUGGGGACGGAUCAGGCAACAUCUGUAACUCUGCUGGGGACCGGCUGAUGGGCUCGGCAUGCCCCUCCCGGCCACAGAUCUUCCGGCCUCGGGAGCAGCUAAUGCUGAGAGCGAACAGCCUGAAGAAAGCAAUUCGCCAGAUCAUAGAGCACACAGAAAAAGCGGUGGAUGAGCAGAACGCCCAGACCCAGGAGCAGCAGGGUUUUGUCCUGGGCCUCUCUGAAUCUGAGGAGAAGAAGGACCUGAAAACUGAUAAUAGGGUGUGCCCGACAUCUGCCCAUAGUGAGAGCUGUGUAGUUGCCAAGGGGAGGAGCCACCGCAAAGCAUCCAGAGCCCCUUGUGAAAAGCUAACGAGCAAAGGUCUGUCCCUUGGCAGCUCUGCCUCACUCCCUCCCCAGACAGGAAGCCGGGAUGGCCUGCCUGCUCUGAACACCAAGAUCCUGUAUCCAAGUGUUCGGGCAGGGAUGUCUGGCUCCUUGCCGGGGGGCUCAGUCAUCAGUCGCUUGCUAAUUAAUGCUGAUCCCUUUAAUGCUGAACCUGAAAACCUAGAGUACUACACAGAGAAGUGUGUCAUGAACAACUAUUUUGGCAUCGGCUUGGAUGCGAAGAUAUCUCUGGACUUUAACAACAAACGUGAUGAGCACCCAGAGAAAUGCAGGAGUCGGACUAAGAACAUGAUGUGGUACGGUGUCCUGGGCACCAAAGAACUGUUGCACAGAACCUAUAGGAACCUGGAGCAAAAGGUCCUGCUGGAGUGUGAUGGGCGCCCGAUUCCCCUCCCGAGUCUUCAGGGAAUUGCUGUUCUCAACAUUCCCAGCUAUGCCGGAGGGACCAACUUCUGGGGGGGCACCAAGGAAGAUGAUACUUUUGCAGCUCCAUCAUUCGAUGAUAAGAUUCUGGAGGUGGUCGCUGUGUUUGGCAGCAUGCAAAUGGCUGUGUCUCGUGUAAUUAAGCUACAGCAUCAUCGGAUUGCCCAGUGUCGCACAGUGAAGAUCUCCAUCCUGGGGGACGAGGGCGUGCCUGUGCAGGUGGAUGGAGAAGCCUGGAUCCAGCCACCUGGGUACAUUCGGAUUGUGCACAAGAACAGGGCACAGACGCUGACCAGAGACAGGGCCUUUGAGAACACUCUGAAGUCUUGGGAGGACAAACAGAAGUGUGAGCUGCCCCGCCCACCAUCCUUUUCCCUGCAUCCUGAGAUCCUGUCUGAGGAGGAAGCUACCCAGAUGGACCAGUUUGGGCAAGCAGCAGGGGGCCUCAUUCACAGCAUUCGGGAAAUAGCACAGUCCCACAGAGACAUGGAACAAGAACUUGCACACGCUGUCAACGCCAGCUCCAAAGCCAUGGAGCGAGUAUACGGCAAGCCCAGAACUGCAGAGGGGUUGAACUGCAGCUUUGUUCUGGAGAUGGUGAAUAACAUCAGAGCGCUGCGCAGUGAGACAGAGCUGCUGCUGGCUGGGAAGAUGGCCCUGCAGUUGGAUCCCCCUCAGAAGGAAAGGCUUAGAGCUGCCCUAGUCGAGAUGGACCAGCAGCUCAGGAAGCUGACAGACACACCCUGGCUCUGCCAGCCCAUGGAGCUUGGUGAGGAAGAGAAUGUGAUGCUGGAUCUUUCUAAACGCAGCCGCAGUGGUAAAUUCCGCCUCGUGACCAAGUUUAAAAAGGAGAAAAAUAAUAAGAACAAAGAAGUUCACAGUAGCCUAGGAGCCCCUGUUCACCUCUGGGGGACAGAGGAGGUUGCUGCCUGGCUGGAGCACCUCAGUCUCUGUGAGUAUAAGGACAUCUUCACGAGGCACGACAUCCGGGGCUCUGAGCUCCUGCACCUGGAGCGGAGGGACCUCAAGGACCUCGGCGUGACCAAAGUGGGCCACAUGAAGAGGAUCCUUUGUGGGAUCAAGGAGCUGAGCCGGAGCUCCCCUGCCGCCGAGGCCUAGCCUCUGCAUUCUCUGCCUGCAUCUUCCGCUCCUCCCGAGACUGAGGCCCAGGGAGGACACUGCCACCACUCAGCCCCUGGCCUUUCUCAUGGUGCUAUUCCCUUUGUUAAUGACAGGAAGCCUGAUGCUCCUUGGUAACAGCUUUGAAGUCUUGAACGUACCAACACAGCUACCUUUGAGAAUCCCUUUCCUAGCUGCAGUCAUGGGGCAGACUGGGGCAGUCCCACUUGCGGCUCUUGCUGACCUGCCUUGUGGGCCACAGAGAAUAUGGUGAAGCCCGACCUCCCAGCACCUGGCACCCCUGCAGAACCUUCUUACCUGGGCCACAUGCUUGGACUGUCCUGUGUACUCCUUUUCAGUGUCCUUUAUUGGUCCUACUGGGCAGUACCAUCGCCACCUCUACUGGGCCUCAGAAGCAGAGUUGGGUCCAGCCUCAGUGGUCCUCACCGGAAUGUUCACUGUGCCUGACAGCCACUCUGUGGUUCUUCACAGCAGCCCCACAAAGGCCGCCCACUGCUAUUGCCCCUUUUGUUCAUGAGUUUUAAUUUUUAGAAACAAAAGUUAUGUACUUUCCUGGUUUGAAAGUGACAUGGAUGUGUUUCCAGGCUUAUUAGAAUCUGUGAAGGACAGGAAAGCCCUCCUGCUUACGCCAGCCAGGCCUUAGGGCACUGGGCUUUCCACUGGGCUCUAAGCAUGUGGACAGUCCAUGUAUCUCCUCAGGAUGCUACAGGCGUCUGCAGUCUAGUCUGGGGCAGACAAGGAUGAGUUUACACUAGCUCAGCAUUACUGUGGAGACCAAGCUUCCUGGGUGCUGGAGACGAUGUAUGCCAUGGGAGAAUGAAUAGUCAGCAGGGGCAGUCUGGGUCCAUCUCAGGUGGCCCAGAGUCUCAGGCUGUGUAGUGGCUUCUUAGUGGUGUGAGGACUCUAACCAUAGCCCAUGCUGCUGCUGCCCUGCCACUAUCUGCUGGGCAGAACUGGUUCUCAAACAGCAGGUGGCACUGUUGGUAGCAGAAGCUCCACAAGGCCCAGACUACAUGCUGUGGGCAGUUCCCAGGUGAGGAUGCCCCUGGCCUUCAAUGCCACUGACUUCCCCUUUUCCCCACUUUCCUCACAGGGACUUGUAGACCAGCUGGAAAGGGCUUUAGCUCAGCCUUGGCAGGAGGUGGGCUGCUGGGCUGUGGUCCUUACCCAGAGAGGACAGUGCCGUGAACUCUGCCAAUGCUGUCCUAUCUGACAGGGGAAGGAAGUGCUGAGCUUGGACUCUGGGUGGGGCCUCCAGCAGCCCCAGCUGAGGAGGCAGAGUUGACAUGCUGCUUGUUCUGCAGACAGACGCCCUGGUCGUCUUCCCUUCCCUGUCAGUUACAGGCAGACCUGAGAGCCCUAGUGGCGUAUGGAGAGCCUACAGCGUAAUCGCUGCUGCACUGUGCCCCAGGCCUAGAGUUCCACCACAGCAACUGCCUGUCUCUGUGGGACCUGUUGCUCAUCAUAUGUGGGCUGGGAGAAUCUCUGCCUGUCUGUGGACUUCACUGCCUCCAUGAAAGCAACCCUGAAUGGAAACAGCUGUCACUUUUCCGUCUGUUCUGUUUCUCACUGAGCAGUCAGUUGAGACCUGAAUGUGAAGGCAGGGAUCAUCUGGCCUCAGAGAAGUCACAGAGCCUGUGACAGACCAACAGAAACUUAGGUGAGGAGGAAAAACAACUGAGGGCAACACUCAAGUCCUCAGUGGCCUCUUGAGAAAGCAUCGCGUUUGGGUGAGGGAUGCUGGAAAUCAGUGUUGUCUAUGACUGACACAGCACUGUUUAUACAGUCAACAAGAAGUGAGAGGCCCAGUCUGAGUGCUGGAGGGGCCUGUCAGAGGGGGAGAGAAGGAAGGAUCCCUGAGGAAUUGGAGAAAAGGUUUUGUGCCUGCAGGUGGGGCUAACCCUCAUAUUUAUAAUCUUAAUUUAUAGUGACCACCUGGAGCCGAUGCCUCUUGUAUUGUUAUGUACAUAGUCCGCAUCAGAGAGUUGUAAAUAAGUUCUUCUCUGUAUAAUAAAAAUAAGCCUGUUUUUGAUCUUC